Molecule: messenger RNA, 627 nt
Organism: Panicum virgatum (switchgrass)
Lineage: Eukaryota; Viridiplantae; Streptophyta; Magnoliopsida; Poales; Poaceae
Product: serine/arginine repetitive matrix protein 1-like
Exons: 1
Coding region: 1-627 (208 amino acids)
Source: RefSeq, a predicted model, not a curated record
AUGUACCGUGAGGAAGAGAAGACGAGACGAGACGGAAAUGGGGGCGAGCGACAGGGAUCAUUAGAUCCAUCAGGGCCUCAGGGAGUCAGGGGUGAUGUCCACGUCGCGUCGUCAUCAGAAAGACGCUGCCACAGAGCGACGACGGCUUUUCCCCACGCUGCGCUGCCGCCGCCGCCGCCGCCGCACGCCGGCGCCGAUCAUCGACCGACAGGCCGCCCUUUUUCGCCGCCCCCAAGAGGCAACGGGCGGCUCGGCCGGCGGCCGCAUCCCGCAGCCGAGCGCGCGUCGUCGUCCAACGUCAGCCAGCAUAUCCCGGGCGUCCGGCGCGGCAGGUCAGCGCGGAACCUGCCGGACCAGUCCGGCAUCACGUCCGCGCGCCGCGCCGGAGGCAAGCCACCGAGCACGCGUGCUACGACCGGGCGGCCGCAUCCCGCAGCCGAGCGCGCGUCGUCGUCCAACGUCAGCCAGCAUAUCCCGGGCGUCCGGCGCGGCAGGUCAGCGCGGAACCUGCCGGACCAGUCCGGCAUCACGUCCGCGCGCCGCGCCGGAGGCAAGCCACCGAGCACGCGUGCUACGACCGGGCAGCGACUCGGCACUGUACCUGUACCGGCCAACCAGACCUCGUAG